Diatraea saccharalis (sugarcane borer) is the source of this 535-nucleotide messenger RNA. The record is from the annotation of a GenBank genome assembly. Lineage: Eukaryota; Metazoa; Arthropoda; Insecta; Lepidoptera; Crambidae.
UCUUUUUCGUACAUUGUUGCGUCAUCGGAGUUUUAGGUAAUUUUAUAAAAUACUUGCACGUUUCUUUUCUUAUCUCUAUUUCUUAAUUAUUCGUAUGCUACUGUGUCUAUUGGUGCUAGUGUUUUUCAGGUGAUAUGACCGAUAAAAUUAUUCCUGUUGUGAAGGCUGAGGAAGAGGAGGAGGAAAUGGUUGAUCCUCAGACUACACUCAGGGAGCAAUGUUCACAAAAGCAAGAUGCACAGAAUCUUUGGGGUAGGUACCAACAAUGCAAUGACCGUGUCAAUUCACGCUCUAACACUGCUGAAACCUGUGAAGAGGAACUCAUUGACUACCUACAUGUGCUUGAUAAAUGUGUUACCAAAGACCUAUUCAGCAGGCUCAAGUAAAAUCUAGAAUAACCUUCCCUCAAGGCAAAAUGCACAUGCAUUGAUUUCAUCAUUUAAUAAAUUUAUUUUGUUUUGAGGAUAAAACAAUAGUGCUUUUAGUGAUUAUAUAAUUUAUCAAUUAUGUUGUGUCAAGGAUGUAUAACCAAGUU